Messenger RNA from Cucurbitaria berberidis CBS 394.84, 1163 nucleotides. RefSeq lists its product as uncharacterized. The transcript has a single exon. Lineage: Eukaryota; Fungi; Ascomycota; Dothideomycetes; Pleosporales; Cucurbitariaceae. The record is from RefSeq and is a predicted model, not a curated record. The coding region runs from base 457 to 1044 and encodes 195 amino acids.
AAUUAGGAUAUCAACCAACCAGAGUACGCAGCGCUCAUGUGGCAUACUACUUCCAAACACUAACGCAGACCGAAAAUGCUGCAUCAGCCGCCGCAGUACAAAGCAUACCUUGGAAUGCAGAUGUUGUCCGAACUUGUUUCGGAAUAUGUUUCUUACGUGAGGUGUGGGUGCUAAGGAGAUCUGGGCCAUUUGCUUUGUCCGUUUGGAAUUGAUAAAGAGUGCUGACUGCCUUUGAGUUCGGCGGAGGGUUGUCAGAUUCAAAUAGACCUCUUCGCUAUACACACUCUUUCUUCAUUGAAGCUUCAACUUCACGACAUUCAUUCAGUUGUUUUCGAGUCUUGCUGAAUUUAAGACUCUUACAUUCUCUUUUAACAAAUUCAUUUCGACCUACCUAUAUAAAAACAACCACACAACCACACAGUUCUCUUCUUCCAAUCAUACAAUUCUCUCAAUACAAUGCUGUCCAAAUUCGUCCUCGGCGUCGUCGCCCUGCAAGCUGGCCUUGCAGCAGCCGGCAACGCAAUCGUUAGCAACCGCUGUCCCUACGACAUCUGGCUCUGGAGCGUCGACCAAUCCCACUGGUCCGCACCCAUCCAUAUUCCUGCACGCACACAAUACUCUGAGCCCUUCCGCAGCUCUUGUAACGGGUGCGGGACCUCAAUGAAAAUCAGCAAAUCGAACCAGCUAGUCGGUGGAGCGCAUACCCAAUUCGAAUACAGCAUUGUAAAUAACCAGAUAUGGUACGACAUCUCGUUUGUUGAUUGCGCAAAGGGCGAGAGCGCGAGUGCCUGCCCCGGCCAUGACAAGGGGUUGACGAUGGAUAGUCCUGAGCAGGCUUGUGGCAAGGCCAGCUGCACGGGUGGAAGUUAUUGCCCGACACAGGCGUACUAUGUUGAUUAUCCGAUGCAGAAGUUGGGUCUCCAGGAGCCAGUGUUCACUUGUCCUGGUAAGGGGACGGGUAUGGACCUUUAUAUGAAAGUUUGCUCGGAUGAGGCACCGCUGAAAAGGAGCAUUGCAGGCCGCUUGGCGAUUACCGAUGGUUGAGUGUCUUCGCCGUCGAGGUUUCUUUCUUGUAGAUAGACUUUAUCUUUUUCCGUUGUUGAUAGAUGUACUAGAGGGGUAUACCAGCUUUGAAAAUCUUGAAAAUAGUCUUUCGAAAGCCU